Messenger RNA from Rattus rattus (black rat), 2594 nucleotides. It is a transcript of the gene Cxxc1, whose product is annotated as CXXC finger protein 1. Gene Ontology annotation, molecular function: DNA binding; zinc ion binding. The record is from RefSeq and is a predicted model, not a curated record. Gene Ontology annotation, cellular component: Set1C/COMPASS complex. The coding region runs from base 316 to 2313 and encodes 665 amino acids. The transcript has 16 exons. Gene Ontology annotation, biological process: positive regulation of DNA-templated transcription. Lineage: Eukaryota; Metazoa; Chordata; Mammalia; Rodentia; Muridae.
GACAAGGUGGCGGCGCGCUCGGACGACCCGAACUGUAGGCGCAGCCAUACUUCCCGGAACGUAUGGUCUCCGCUGUCUUACGGACUCGAUGGUCAAGAUGGCGGCGACAGGGAGACAUUCGAGGCUCUAGAUGGGCGACCUAUUUGUUUGCUGCUAAGCGGUCGCGCCAGGCGUGGGGAGUGAGAGUGCGGGACCGCGGAGGCGGGACCAGUGGCGGAAGUAGUUGCGGGUGCCUUUGCUACCGCGGUCGAGGGGCUUGUUCAGCUUCGCGGGUUGCUGCGCGGGGUCCAGAGAGGGUGCUCUGUGAGCGGAGAUAUGGAAGGAGAUGGCUCAGACCUGGAACCUCCAGAUGCUGGGGAGGACAGCAAGUCUGAGAAUGGGGAGAACGCCCCCAUCUACUGCAUCUGUCGCAAACCGGACAUCAAUUGCUUCAUGAUUGGAUGUGACAACUGCAACGAGUGGUUUCAUGGGGACUGCAUCCGCAUCACCGAGAAGAUGGCCAAGGCCAUCCGGGAAUGGUACUGUCGCGAGUGCCGAGAGAAGGACCCGAAGCUGGAGAUUCGUUACCGCCACAAAAAGUGCCGGGAGAGGGAUGGCAGUGAGCGGGACAGCAGUGAGCCCCGGGAUGAGGGAGGAGGGCGCAAGAGGCCUGCUUCAGAUCCAGAACUGCAGCGCCGGGCAGGGUCAGGGACAGGGGUUGGGGCCAUGCUUGCUCGGGGCUCUGCUUCGCCCCACAAAUCUUCUCCACAGCCCUUGGUGGCCACACCUAGCCAGCAUCACCAGCAACAGCAGCAGCAGCAGCAGCAGCAGCAAAUCAAACGGUCAGCUCGGAUGUGUGGUGAGUGUGAGGCAUGCCGACGCACUGAGGACUGUGGCCACUGUGACUUCUGCCGUGACAUGAAGAAGUUUGGGGGCCCCAACAAGAUCCGGCAGAAGUGCCGGCUUCGCCAGUGUCAGCUGCGGGCACGGGAAUCGUACAAGUACUUCCCUUCCUCGCUCUCGCCGGUGACACCCUCAGAGGCCCUGCCAAGGCCCCGCCGGCCACCACCCACUCAACAGCAGCCACAGCAAUCCCAGAAGCUGGGGCGUAUCCGUGAAGAUGAGGGGACAGUGUUGUCAUCAGUGGUUAAGGAGCCACCAGAGGCUACAGCAACACCUGAGCCACUCUCAGAUGAGGACCUAGCACUGGACCCUGAUCUGUACCAGGAUUUCUGUGCUGGGGCCUUUGAUGAUCACGGCCUACCAUGGAUGAGUGACGCAGAAGAGUCCCCGUUCCUGGAUCCUGCACUGAGGAAGCGGGCAGUAAAAGUGAAGCAUGUGAAACGUCGAGAGAAGAAGUCUGAGAAGAAGGUGAUGGAGAGGAAGGAGGAGAGAUACAAACGGCACCGACAGAAGCAGAAACAUAAAGACAAGUGGAAACACCCAGAGAGGGCCGAUGCCAAGGACCCUGCGUCUCUACCGCAGUGCCUGGGACCUGGCUGUGUGCGCGCCGCCCAGCCUGGGUCCAAGUAUUGUUCAGAUGACUGUGGCAUGAAGCUGGCAGCCAACCGAAUCUAUGAGAUCCUCCCCCAGCGAAUCCAGCAAUGGCAGCAAAGCCCCUGCAUCGCCGAAGAGCACGGCAAGAAGCUCCUUGAACGGAUCCGCCGUGAGCAGCAGAGCGCCCGCACCCGCCUCCAGGAAAUGGAGCGCAGAUUCCACGAGCUUGAGGCCAUCAUCCUUCGUGCUAAGCAGCAAGCUGUGCGAGAGGACGAGGAGAACAAUGAGAAUGACAGCGAUGACACCGAUCUGCAGAUCUUCUGUGUCUCCUGUGGGCAUCCCAUCAACCCCCGAGUUGCCUUGCGUCACAUGGAGCGCUGCUAUGCUAAGUAUGAGAGCCAGACAUCCUUUGGGUCCAUGUACCCCACACGCAUUGAGGGGGCUACCCGACUCUUCUGUGAUGUCUACAAUCCUCAGAGCAAAACAUACUGUAAGAGGCUCCAGGUGCUAUGUCCUGAGCACUCACGGGACCCCAAAGUGCCAGCUGAUGAGGUCUGUGGGUGUCCACUUGUACGCGAUGUCUUUGAGCUUACAGGUGACUUCUGCCGCCUGCCCAAGCGCCAGUGUAAUCGCCAUUACUGCUGGGAGAAGCUUCGGCGUGCAGAAGUGGACUUGGAGCGCGUGCGGGUGUGGUACAAGCUGGACGAGCUGUUUGAGCAGGAACGUAAUGUUCGCACAGCCAUGACCAACAGAGCAGGAUUGCUUGCCCUGAUGCUGCACCAAACCAUCCAACACGAUCCACUUACUACCGACCUUCGCUCUAGUGCUGACCGCUGAAAGUCACCAGCCCAGAGCCUCUCAGCCCUGCAUUCAGUCAGGGAGGGGCUCUGCAUUUCAGCUCGCUCUUCCUCCGUUCAUCUGUUUAUUCUACCACCCUUAGUUUUCUUCUUACCAUCCACGUUUUGGCUUCUGUUUGCCCUUAUCAGUAGGGUCUCUGCUUUCCCUUUGUCUGUCUCCUCUCCAUAGUCAGUGCUGGGUGAAAGUCAAGUUUACUCAGCCUUGCCUAUACCCUCCCCCAAAAUAAACAGGUUUUGUUAAUAAAAUUUUGAACAAGAAUA